Molecule: messenger RNA, 3089 nt
Organism: Pocillopora verrucosa
Lineage: Eukaryota; Metazoa; Cnidaria; Anthozoa; Scleractinia; Pocilloporidae
Product: BMP-binding endothelial regulator protein
Cellular component (GO): extracellular region
Molecular function (GO): protein binding
Source: RefSeq, a predicted model, not a curated record
GUCUUUGUGACGGAAGUGGGAAAAGUCCGUUGAAAAGCGACACACAUACGCUCAAUUGUCAUUAUAUAAGCCCAAGCUAGAACACUUAAGAUGCAGUGAAGUGGAAGUCGUAAUCGGGUUAAGGUUGACUUGACUGUAUUUUAGAAAAUCGUUUUGGCAUGUUUGACUCAAGGCAAGGUAAUUUGCGGCUGUCGAGUUCGCUCGCUUUUUUGCUCCUCAUUUCCUCUGUUGCUGGUGGCGGCGUGGCACCGGGAUUUAAAAUACAAGGGAGCCUGGCUUCGUGCACUGUUGAGAACGCAGUCAUUGAGCUACCAAUUUUGGCGGGAAAUCCAUGUUUUGUGUGCCGAUGCAAGAACAAAUCUGUGGAAUGUUCGCGCGAGGUCUGUCCAAGGACGAACGCAUGCAAGGGAACUCUGAAGAGAGAGAAAGGCAAAUGCUGUCCCGUUUGCAAUGAAAACCAAGGACCGGCUUCGUGUACACAUCAAGGGAGAACUUAUAAGCACAACGAUUCUUGGUUUGCAAAGGAAUGCAAAAUCUGCUUUUGCACAAAUGGAACUGUCUCAUGCCAGCUUCAAAAAUGCAGCCCAAAAAAUUCACUUAGAUGCCCGGAGGGCAAGGCACCAGGUCUGGUUCCAGGGGCUUGCUGCCUUCAGUGUGUAGAGAAGACUGGUGUUUGUACAUCGUAUGGAGACCCACAUUAUCGAACAUUCGAUGGUCAAAUGUUCAACUUUCAUGGCACUUGCCGAUACCAACUCACUUCAGACAACGCAAACUUUACCAUACGCAUGCGUAAUGAUCGGCGAUACACCAAAGUCUACGCUUGGUCCAAGGCCCUGGCGAUCCAUUUGGUUGACUCCUCGAUUGUUUUACAUAAGGACCUGCAAGUGAAAGUGAAUAAGUCGGAUGUGAAGCUACCAUACUAUCAUCUGCCUUAUUUUCAGAUAACGAAGGGUAGUUUUACCAUAACCCUUGUGUCCAACAUGGGAGUUCAGGUCCAGUGGGAUGGUAAGGGUUUCAUUGAGAUAAGAGUGCCGAAGAGUCUUAUGGGUAAAGUCGACGGGCUGUGUGGGAAUUUCAACGGUAACUCAAAAGACGACUUUAAUCUGAAAAACGGCAGGCGCGCUACGUCCGCUCAAGAAUUUGGAGAAAGUUGGUCAUUGGGUCGAAGAAAUCACGGGUGCAAGAAAGCCCCUUCAGAACCAGUGAAGUCAACGAUGUCACAAUGUCGUUUGCGGAGACUCAUUAGUGGUCGUAAACGAUGCUCUGUUAUCAAGAAGCAGUUUGCAAACUGUCACGGAAAGGUGAAGCCGGACGCAUAUUACUCGUCGUGCGUUUCGGCGGUCUGUCAGUGUACAGGAAGGCGGUGCGAGUGUGACGCUGUUCUGGCUUACAAAAACAAGUGUAAAAGCGAAGGAAUCACAGUGAACUGGGGCAGGAAUUGGAAAACUUAUUGUGGAGUCUCUUGCGCUGUCAAAGGCGCCGUCUUUGACGACUGUGCUCCUGCCUGUCAGCGGACGUGCGACAACAAGGAUGACGUAAGUGUUCCGUGUCCCAGCAGCUCUUGCGUGCCUGGUUGUCUGUGUCCGGUGGGAACUGUAUGGAACAGUCAAAGGACAAAAUGUAUUCAUCCGGAGAAAUGCCCUCCACAGCUGUCGUCCAUUCAGGGUAAACUACGAAGAGCGGCUGUGAGUUUGAAGAGGAGUCACAAGUGGAUGAUCAGACAAAUGAAGAAUAACGAUGGAAGAUAAAGAUAGUUUUAGCCGACAACAUUUGCAUUCAAUAACUCAUAUAUGAACCAGCUGGUCAGUACUUCGAUGAAACAAGUGUAUGCGCGCGCAUAGUCGCAAGGAUUCGUCCAAUUCAUAUGACAGGAGAGAAAGGAGAGAUGGACGGUUUCCAUUAACUGCUCAGCAGCAACAAUAACUUUACAAAUCACACCCAUGGACUGUGAACUUAUCAACGAGACCAUACAUAUGAAACGAAGUCUAUGGUUUCACAAAUAGUUUUAAUCUUACACAUCGCUAUCAGUUGCGUAGCAUUAGUCAUCACACGCGCGUAUCGAACUAAUAUAUAUUUUUUAUCUCAAAGGAUAUAUAUUUUCUCACCGAAACCUGAGUGGUGGAUAUCAAAUCAUCCAUAGAAGAACUCCCUUCAGAACUACCCCUCCCCCUAACUCAACAUUAACCCUAAUUUGUUACACUUGACUGUUGUUCAGUUAGGGGAGGGGUAGGUGCGAAGUUUCUUUGAUACUGACAUUGCUUAAUGUUGACAUUCGAAACCUCGUCAUAUCUGUAAUAAUCCUAUAAAUGACAACGUAUAUUAUUUAUGAAUCUUUAAAUUGUCUUACUCAUCUGUUGCAUCAGGCACCAAUAACUAUUAACCCGUGGUCUCAAAGAAUACCUUACAAAUAUUUUUACCAAAUAAGACUGAAAUUUUCCUUAGACUUUUAACAGUGUCAUGUAAGCAUUUGCCCUGGUUUCAACUAAAGUACAACCCAAAAUUUGAAUGUAAUUUUUAGUGAAAAAGUUUACCACAUAAAAUUUUUUCCACUUAUUAAGGAACCAAGCCUUAUACUAAAGAAAGGCUGGGGUCAUUUCAAAAGGGAUCACAAUAUGAAAUCACUUGGAAAACCUUGUCAUUAUAUCCUCUUAAAACUGGAAUUAAGACCGAUGGUAUUUAAUUCUUAGUUUAAAAACUGUAAAGGGUUGAUUUCAUACCUAUUUGAUGAUUCCAUGUAAAAAAAAAUUGUAAUUGAAUUGUAUAAACGUCCAAUUUUACGUGUAACGCUCUUUUCUCAGGAAAUGAAGUUUAGCAUAGAAGGAGUUACGUUUCUACCUCUUUACGUUUCGUGGUGUCCAUGUAUUAAUUAACUGAAAAGGCAUUUAAUUUAACACACUCACGAGGCCAUACAAACUGACGACUACGUAAAAUAGGUGAAUUAAUUCACCGUAGUAAGUUUUGAUCAUGACCGGUUUUUUAGCAAACAAGGUAAUAAAGUUUCGCUAAUAAAACGAGAGCGCUUUUCAAUUGAAUGUAUUGUGUAGUAAAAUCUCGACCAAAGUUAUCACAGUGGCUAAUCAGACGAUAAC